This is a messenger RNA of Oryza brachyantha (malo sina), 645 nucleotides long. Its product is annotated as leucine-rich repeat protein 1-like. NCBI's taxonomy places the organism in Eukaryota, Viridiplantae, Streptophyta, Magnoliopsida, Poales, Poaceae. The record is from RefSeq and is a predicted model, not a curated record. The transcript has 7 exons. Bases 1 to 603 code for a protein of 200 amino acids. Gene Ontology annotation, molecular function: protein binding.
AUGGGGGCUCAUUCUGCAGCAGCAGCUCUGUUCGCUGGCCUUCUUGGUUUUGCUACUCUUGUGAGCUGCAACACUGAAGGCGACAUUCUGUACGCACAAAGGCAGGCAUGGAAGGACGUGAACGAUGUGCUGGUGAGCUGGGAUCCAACCCUUGUCAAUCCCUGCACUUGGCUCCAUAUCACCUGCAACAAUGACAACUCUGUCGUUCGUGUGGAUUUGGGGUCAGCAGGUCUAUCAGGUUCUCUGAUUCCAGAGCUUGGAGGACUCACUAACCUUCAGUACUUGAGGUUGCAUGAGAACAGCCUGACUGGAACUAUACCACAAUCUUUCGGAAACCUGACGAACCUCAUCAGACUGGAACUUCAGAAGAAUGCAUUCAGUGGCACUAUCCCUGCUUCUCUUGGCAACAUCAAAACAAUGGAGUUCAUGCGAGUUGACAGAAAUUCUCUGACGGGGACGGUGCCGUUGGAAGUCCUCUCCCUUGUCCUUGUCGGGAACUUGACUGAGCUAAAUGUUGCUAGAAACAAUCUGGAUGGCACUGUCGGAUCAGCUGGACCAAGAGUGACUACCAUCAUCCAGGACAGGAUGAAGAGCUCAGGCUGAGGCCAACAAUCACGGCUUUGUUUUCUCACGCACGCUGGGCAA